This is a messenger RNA of Clupea harengus (Atlantic herring), 6214 nucleotides long. It is a transcript of the gene kif1b, whose product is annotated as kinesin-like protein KIF1B. Gene Ontology annotation, molecular function: microtubule motor activity; microtubule binding; ATP binding. The record is from RefSeq and is a predicted model, not a curated record. Gene Ontology annotation, biological process: microtubule-based movement. NCBI's taxonomy places the organism in Eukaryota, Metazoa, Chordata, Actinopteri, Clupeiformes, Clupeidae. The coding region runs from base 156 to 2669 and encodes 837 amino acids. The transcript has 24 exons.
AGGGCGAUGUGCGGGGCUUUCUGCGUGUAGGGGUCCAGGCCAUCGCAGCUGAUGAGGAAGCUCCAGACUACGGGUCAGGAGUGAGGCAGUCAGGCACAGCUAAGAUCUCUUUCGACGAUGAGUACUUCAAAAAGGCCGAUUUCUCCACCACGGCCAUGACCCGCUCUGGGCUCUCUCUGGAGGAGCUACGAUUUGUGGAGGGCCAGGGUCAGAGUUCAGAGAUCAUCACGCCCUCGGAAGAGAUGAACAGGAUAAAUGAAAUGGACCUGAAGCUGGGGAACGUGGAGGGGAAGCUGGAGGUUCUGGCCGGGCAGCUGGAGGUGGGCAGCAUCUUCACCUUCCGCGUGACCGUCCUGCAGGCUAGUGGCAUCCUGCCCGAGUACGCCGACAUCUUCUGCCAGUUCAACUUCCUGCACCGCCAUGAUGAGGCCUUCUCCACAGAGCCCCUGAAGAACACAGGCAAAGGCACCCCACUGGGCUUCUACCAUGUACAGAAUAUCUCUGUGGAGGUGACCGAGUCUUUCAUCGAGUACAUCAAGACCAAGCCCAUCGUGUUCGAGGUGUUCGGCCACUAUCAGCAGCACCCGUUCCACCUGCAUGGCCAGGAGCUCAUCAGCCCUCAGCAAACCUCCAGGAAGUAUUACCCCCCACCUAUGCCUCUGUCCAAACCAGACCAUGCCAGAAAGAUCGAGCUGAUCAGGUACCUGAUGACCGGGUAUGUGCACGGGCAGGUGUUGGACACGCUCUCGGAGCAUGCCAACGCCCUGGCCUCCUCCGCCGUGGCCAGCCUGGAGGAUGGUGCCGACCAGCUCUCCCACUUCCCCUUCCUGCCCGUGCACAACAUCCAGGCCCAGGCCGUGCCCCGGCACGACGUCCCCGCUACAAAGCUGAACACCAUCAGCAAGUCCAACCUGGGCCAGUGUGUGAGCAAGUACGACCUGCUUGUGUGGUUUGAGAUCAGCGAACUGGAGCCCACUGGAGAGUACAUCCCAGCUGUAGUGGAUCACUCAGGUGGCAUGCCUUGCCACGGAACUUACCUGCUGCACCAGGGUAUCCAGCGUAGGAUAACGGUCACCCUCAUCCAUGAGAAGGGCAGUGAGCUGCACUGGAAGGACGUCAGGGAGCUGGUGGUCGGUCGAAUUAGGAACAAGACAGAGGUGGAUGACACUGCUGCAGAUGCAGUCCUGUCGCUCAACAUCAUAUCAGCCAAAAACAUCAAGUCCUCUCACAACUCCAACAGACUCUGUAUUGAUAAGGAUAUUCCUAGAACCUUCUACCGAUUUGAGGCCGUGUGGGACAGCUCUCUGCACAACUCUCUCCUGCUCAACCGCGUCACCCCAUACGGAGAGAAGAUCUAUAUGACCCUGUCUGCCUACCUGGAGCUUGACCACUGCAUCCAGCCAGCCAUCAUUACCAAAGACAUCUGCAUGGUGUUCUACUCCCGAGACGCCAAAAUCUCCCCUCCCCGAUCACUGCGGAACCUCUUUGGCACCGGCUACUCCAAGACUCCCGAUUGCAAUAGGGUGACUGGUAUCUAUGAGCUGAGCUUGUGCAAGAUGUCUGACACCGGAAGCCCAGGCAUGCAGCGGAGGAGACGGAAGGUGCUGGACACAUCUGUGGCGUACGUGCGUGGCGAGGAGAACCUGGCCGGCUGGAGGCCCCGAGGGGACAGCCUGAUCCUGGAGCACCAGUGGGAGCUGGAGAAACUGGAGCAGUUGCAUGAGGUGGAGAAGACGCGUCACCUGCUCCUGCUCCGCGAGAAGCUGGCAGAGACGGCGCCCCACAAGUCCCUGAGCGAGUCUCUGUCCCCCAGCAUGAGCAGCGGGACCCUCAGCACCUCCACCAGCAUCUCGUCGCAGAUUUCCAGCACCACCUUCGAGAGCGCCAUCACACCCAGUGAGAGCAGUGGCUACGACUCGGCCGACAUCGAGAGCCUGGUGGAUCGAGAGAAGGAGCUGGCCACCAAGUGCCUCCGUCUCAUGAUGCACACCUUCAACAGUGAGUACAACCAGGUGUGCAACAGCAUCAGUGACUGCAAGCUCUCAGACAUCUCCCCCAUGGGCCGCGACCCCUCCAUCACCAGCUUCAGCAGUGCCACCCUCACCCCCUCCUCCACCUGCCCCUCGCUGUCCGACUCCCGCUGCAGCUCCAUGGAUCAGAAGACUCCUGAGCCCAACUCGCGUGCCUCCAGCCCUGGCUGUUCGGACUAUGAGAACUUCCCUAUGGUGCCCACCCUGGAGACGUCCUACCUGGCCCGCGCCGGCAAGCACGAGUUCCUCAACCUGGUGCCCAACAUAGAGGAGAUGAGGCCAGGGUCUGUGGUGUCCAAGAAGGGAUUCCUGUGCUUCAUGGAGCCGCGCUCCAACUCGUGGGUGAAGCACUUUGUGGUGGUGCGCCGGCCCUACGUCUUCAUCUACAACAGCGACAAGGACCCCGUGGAGAGGGGGGUGCUCAACCUGUCCACGGCCCAGGUGGAGUACAGCGAGGACCAGCAGGCCAUGCUCAAGACUCCCAACACAUUUGCUGUGUGCACCAAGCACAGAGGGAUCCUGCUGCAGGCCAACAAUGACAAAGACAUGAACGACUGGCUGUACGCGUUUAACCCACUGCUGGCAGGAACAAUAAGGUCAAAGUUGGCGAGAAGGCGUUCUGGCUUGAUGAAGAACUAACAGGCCUCCUCAGAGUACACCUCUUCCUCUGGCUGGCCUUUGACAUAACAAAGUGUUAACACUUAUUAAUCUUUGUGAUUAUUGAAGUUUUUUUUUUUUUCUCUUGUACGUUGACCUGUGGCUUACGUCUCUUCUCCAGCAAAUGAACUUUAUUUUUAAGUUCCAAAAUAUCCUGCUCUGUUCUCCUUCCCCCUCCCCCCUCUUCACUCCUCUUUCUCCUCUCGAUGUCUCUCCCUGCCUUUCGUGUUUUCAUUUGGAUUUGCCCUGGUCCCCCCCCUCUCUUGAUUUCUAUCCCCCCCCCCCUCUCAUUAUUUGUCAUAACAGGAAAAAAACCUUCUAGCUAGUAGCAUGUUGUAGUAGUCUAUUUGUGUGUGCACGGAUCUUCAGAUCAGACUUUCUCUUCGCUCUCGUUUUUGUUUUGUUUUUUUAUUCAUCUGUAGAGAUCGUCCUCAUCAGUGUUACCCGUCAGGCAGGAUCCCAUGUCUGUUUGCAUGGAAACAGCAGCAGUGCUCAGGGGUUGGCUAGGUUUGCUUACUAAAAAAAACAAUGGCACUACCAGUACCCGCCAACCCCCUCACUCAUUACUGAUGAGAAAUCGUAGAAAACUGAAAAAAACUGAAAAUAAGAGAGCGAGUCCUCUCGCCUCAAUGUAAAAUGAAGUGUUGGCUUAAGAAACGUUGCUGCUAGUGAUUUUGAGAAGACCUCAUGGAAUCUAGCUUUUACAUCAUUUAAAUAGACUCGCUGAAUUAGGAGCUCUAAAGGGGCCUCUCUUUUUCUCCAAUGUUACUGCAACAUUAGACAUGCUAUGCUAUACAAGCCAACCCCUGUGACAUAGGUAGCUUCCCUGUUCCUCUCUCCCUAGUCUAUGUGUAUAUAUAUAUGGAGAAUGGUACACCACUGAGUGUUUCAGAGGGACAACAGGAGGUUUGUAUGUUCAUCAUUGUUGCAUCUUCUUUUCCUGAUCGCCAUUGAACAGACACCCGCCUCUACCCCAGUGCUGUUGAGCAUUUCAAAGCCCUCAAAGCCAGGUUAUCUGCUGUGUGCUCGACAUCGUAGACAUUCGACUUGCAUUAAAUAGCGAGACGCAGACGUACAGAAGAACAAAGACAAGACUGUGAAGGGAAUGUCAUUUGUACAUACUUUUCAGAAUUACUGUGCUUUAACCACUACUUAUACAGACCAGACAUUCCUUUUGCACUUUGGCUUUAUUUCCCCCUUAUCUUGGAAUAUUCCUGAUAGCGAAUAGUUGGGAUGAAAGUAGCUCAGUGGCAGAAAUAUGACUUGACACCCCAGAGUUGUUGACGACAGAGGGAGAACUUCUCAAAUGAUCUCAGAAACCAGGGGUUUAAGAAACUGGCAACUUUUAUGUGUAGUUGUUAUUUAAUUGAACAUCAUAUUAACCUUGUAGUCAGGAUCUGAGAGAUUCCCUGUCAGCCGGUGGUAUUCUCAGGCCAUAGUUAGCCCCAAGUCCUAAUCCCUUUGUCAGGGUAGUGUACCAGGGGCAUCGAACCAGAUUCCCAUCUACUUUUAGAAUAUACACAACAGGCCAGAUGGCUUUAAAGCAAAUUCCUCGAUUUCUAAACAUUCUUGAAACGUAUCCUUGUAUUUCCUUAUUGUACUCAUACUCUUAAUUUAUUUUUUUAUUAACACCAUUGUUUUAUACUACCCACUCAUUCAAAGUAAUCUGCAAUGAAAAAAAAAACGUGUGAGAAGGGCAUUUUUGUUCCUUUUUAUCCAGUGAUAUUUAAUGUUGUUUUGCACAUUUAAAAUGCUCAUUUACCAAGCAUAAUGAAGUAGUGGAGAUUCAGGUGGUCUCAGCACUGUCUGUUAAAAAAUGGGAUUUCUUUUGAAGUCGCAAAUGCAAGAAGCUAAUGCUAACUCUACUGUAGAGUGUGUAGUGUGGCAGUGUGGAGUGGAGACAACAAAAGGGAUGAACAAAAUGCUCUGAGCUUAUUUUACUAUUAUUUUCCUGUGAAAAUCCUUUCUCUGAAUGCCACGUGGAUCCAUUAGCUGAAGCUGAAUUUGCAGUUUUUAUGCAGUUCUUUAUUCUGUGCCACGUGAGAUGUUUUUUUCUGAGGGGCACAGGCAGGGGUUGCAGGGCUCUGGCCAACCAACCAGUAGGACCUGCAUUUAAACCUGCCUAUCCUGAUUGCCUGAAUAUCUAAUAGAACCAUCUCUCCAUGUGGCAGCAUAGGGAUAUUUGAACCACAGCUCACCCUGUAAAGAUCAGGGCGAUUUUAAUAUGCAUUGGAUCAUGAAAUCUUUCACAGUCGUAAAUUCACUUGGACAUUUUUGUACAGAUAAAAAGAUGAAAACAGCUGUGGGUUUUGAACAUAGGUUGACCAGCCUAAUGUCUAACCAAGCCGUUGGAUUUAUUUAACAUCUGUGGCAAUUGUUUGCGCUGAAAAUGAAUAUUCACUCUCAAAUUGCAUAUAUUAAGGUGAAACAUUUUUCAUGUGGCAUCAAAGCAAAUCUAUGACGAGCAAGAUCUUUGAAAACCGUUUGAAAAUGCACCAGAGCAAAGGAUUUCAUUGGCUUUCGAAUGGCUUGGGUUACUAAUGUAUAGUGGACAUUUCAUGGACUGUAUUUAUUGUUUUGCAUUGUAUAUAUUAGUUUGCAGCUCUUUGCACAUAAUAAAUGGUUCUAACUAACGGAUCAAAUCAAACCUGCACCUGGUUUCAGUUGUUUUUCACAGAAGGAGUGGUUGAAUGGGCAGGGGUGAGAGUGGAGAGCGUGCUGUGGGACAGGUUUAGCCCGUUCACGGGGGUUCUGAAUGUACUUUAAGCGUUGACCAACUCACAGUUUGUCACUAAAUGGAGUGGCAUGGGCUAAGAUGGCACCCAAGAAACUGUUUUCUUCAGGAAAUGUUAGGCUAUUGUUAUUAUUUAAGUGCUUCCUGUUGUGUAAGACCUGUGUAAAACCAAACAGUUGGGUAUCUAUACCAUUCAACUGUACAACACCAGAUUUAUUUCUGGGCCCCAAGAGGAAGGUGUUACAGGGAGUACUACUCUGUUAGAUUUUCUUUUACUAAUAUCAGGGAGAAAUAACAUAUGACGAUUAUAUCAGACUUUGCCUAAUUGUACACAUCUACAGCUUUAUGCCAUUGUUUUUUCUUGUCUCAUCCUUCAUAAUGCUUCCCAUACUGCCUUUGAAAUGGAAAGUUAAAGUAGCAGAAAAACAAACAAAUCCAUUUUCCCUUUAGAAGUAGGGGGAAAAAGAAAGAAAAAUACAUGAAUAAAAUAUCACUUUCCCACUGACUUUGAGGCAAACAGAAUAAAAUGUAAGACAUUAACAUUGUACAUUAUUUGUCAGAUUGGCUUCAUUUUCAUACUUAUUUUGUAAAUAUAUCCUACAUGUUGUUUGGAGCUUGGAUUAAAGUGUAAAUAUGUCUCCUGUAUUUGUAAUAAUUAUAAUCCAUUUGCUGUAUAGCUUAGACGUGUGAUGCAGAUAUCUUAAUUCUGUGUAUGGUAAUCUUGCACCAUUGAACUGUUUAGUGAAUGAGGUAACAAUAAAAAGUACAACCAGUGCAUUGGCAGAAUAAUAAA